Messenger RNA from Paramecium tetraurelia, 536 nucleotides. RefSeq lists its product as uncharacterized. The transcript has 3 exons. Gene Ontology annotation, biological process: proton transmembrane transport. Gene Ontology annotation, molecular function: proton-transporting ATPase activity, rotational mechanism. The record is from RefSeq and is a predicted model, not a curated record. Gene Ontology annotation, cellular component: proton-transporting V-type ATPase, V0 domain. Lineage: Eukaryota; Ciliophora; Oligohymenophorea; Peniculida; Parameciidae.
AUGCUUUUUAUUCUUGAUACUAUGGUGAGUUCUGAUACUACUUCAAUCAGUGCAUCCUCAUUCUUUGGUUUCAUGGGAGUCACUAUGGCAUUGGUAUUAGCAAAUUUGGGAGCAGGAUAUGGAACAUUUAAGGCUGGAGCUGGAAUUGCAGCCAUUGGUAUAUGGAAACCAGAAAUUAUCAUGAAAUCAUUAAUCCCUGUAGUUAUGGCAGGUAUUUUGGGUAUCUAUGGUAUGAUCGUGGCUGUGUUGCUAUCGUAAAAAGUAAAAAAUCCCUUAGAAUACUCUUAUAAAUCUGGUUUUGCUCAUAUGGCCUCUGGAUUAUGUUGUGGAUGUAGUUGUAUUGCAGCAGGAUUUGCUAUAGGAAUUGUUGGAGAUGUUGGUGUCAGGGGAAAUGCAUAAUAAGAAAGGUUAUUCGUAGGAUUGAUUUUAAUCCUCAUUUUCGCAGAAGCAUUGGCCUUGUAUGGUUUAAUUGUGUCAUUGAUCUUAUCGUAAUCAUGAGUAUCAUUAAUAAAAUAUUAAUAAUAAAGCAUCAUCAU